AUGUCGCACGAAUCAAUCUGGUACUCGCGCCCGCGCACCUACGGAAAGGGCAGCCGCUCCUGCCGUGUCUGCACCCACAGCGCUGGUCUCAUCCGAAAGUACGGCCUCAACAUCUGCCGUCAGUGCUUCCGCGAGAAGAGCGCUGACAUCGGCUUCAAGAAGCACCGAUGAACGCUUACUCCACAACGAAUCGAAAAGCUUGAAGCGAGGAUGAGGGAAUCAGGAAAACCCGGGGCUAGCUCGAGAGCACAAUGAUGGACAAUACGGCUACUCGGACGGACGAUGGAGGGUAAUGGUAGAAUCGGUGGAAGGCAGGCAUUGAAGGCGACUUGAUGCAGGCAAGGAAUGUGUUAUACCAUGUGCACUACAUGCACGAAGUGCGCCCGAAUUCUACCAUCUUUCUUCUCGCACCGCUCGCGGCUCUUUUUUAUGUGUGCUGUUUCACCAGGACUCCAGGCUUACCGACCGGGAACAAGAUGAGUACAACCGCGAUUUACAUACAGGUCGACAUACAAUUACCCCAUGGACCAGGUGUUAUGCAACUAACUACAAGCCUCAGGUGGAGAACUAACCGGCCGCUCCAGAUGCUAGGUGGAGUGAUUGUCCAUCAAGGUAUGCCAACAGGGUACUGAAUGUGCGGCCAUUCACACCAGCCCAGGAAGUCAAGUUCGUCUGGGGUGCAGACUGUAACUCUCGGAAAUUCCACCGAUGUGUCGAUAAGAAGGCAGCGUGAUCGGACAAUGUACUGGAUUAUUCACACCUUGCACUACCUAUGACUCUUCAUCCCGUUCAUACUUUAACAACU
Aaosphaeria arxii CBS 175.79 is the source of this 805-nucleotide messenger RNA. RefSeq lists its product as uncharacterized. The record is from RefSeq and is a predicted model, not a curated record. Bases 333 to 632 code for a protein of 99 amino acids. The transcript is spliced from 3 exons. Lineage: Eukaryota; Fungi; Ascomycota; Dothideomycetes; Pleosporales.